AUGACUCUGAAGGUGACUACCAGCGAGCUAGGAGCAGCUACGGCCCCGCUGGCAAAGACUGCCAAGCAUCAAAAGGUGCACAAGACCGUUGGUGAUAUCUACUGUUGCCUUCAAAGUCUCCGCCAGGAGGGUGUUAUGUCCAAGUCUGACGCCCAGGCGCACUACGAGAAGAUUGUACGGACCCUCGACCAGAACGGUUUUCACAUCGCCACCCCCCACGCUGCCGAGGAUGUCGACGGGUUGGUUUUGCAGCUUGAGGAGAGGGAGAUGGAGGGAAGCAGCUUCACCCGCCCGAUGCUCAGUUUACCCAAGCGAGGCUCACCAGUCUCGGCUGAUUACUCUGGCCGCAACGGCUAUUCCAAGCCCCUCAACUAG
Cryphonectria parasitica EP155 is the source of this 375-nucleotide messenger RNA. RefSeq lists its product as uncharacterized. Bases 1 to 375 code for a protein of 124 amino acids. The transcript has 2 exons. The record is from RefSeq and is a predicted model, not a curated record. Lineage: Eukaryota; Fungi; Ascomycota; Sordariomycetes; Diaporthales; Cryphonectriaceae.